AGAAGAGAAGAGAAGGGGAGACUCCCUCCAAUGGGAUAUGCCUAGGUGUUUUAAAUUUAAAGUUGGAACCCUCCCUCAACCGGGAGGGAUACACCUUCGGCAUAUCCUUUUUCCAGCACGUAAUAUAAUCAUUAGUAAUUUUUAAUUACAAUUAUAUAUAUAUUUUAAUACGGAAUAUUCCUUAAAAAUUCCGUAGCUUUAUCUCAUAUAUAAUAAAGCGAAAACCACCGCCUUGAGUUUGGAGCAGGGCAGGCAGCGCACCGGAGUGGGUGAAAAAUAGAUACACAUACAUAUACGGAGAAAAUGAAGAGAGGAGCUUUUCCGUUGGAUGAUGAGGCCAAGGCGCGGAUCAUCAGCUGGGAUCAUGCCACGCCGGCGGAUGACGUCAGCAGCGGCAGCGAACACAGCGGCGAAAGCGACGACGUCGCCUCGUCGAGUAGUUUCUCCGAGCUUUUCUACGGUUUCGGCGUCUCGUGCGACGUCGACGGAGAGUGGACGGAGGAAGCGGGCGAUAGCUCCGAUCCGGAGCGCGAUCCGUCAAUGUACGGCUCGAUUUUCAGGAAUGUGGAUCUGAUUGAAUCGAUCGUGCUGGAUCGGACGGAUGAGGUCAAGGUCUUGCUCGAAUCUCACGUUCUCAGAGCUCUGCAGGUGUUGGCGUUUGCGAAACCGUCGGACUCGGAUGUUGUGAUGAUGCGGAGGAAUGUCAUGGCAUUUCUGAGAGAUUGCGGCGGCUACAAUGCGGCCAUCUGCAAGACCAAGUGGGACAAGUCCGGCGGACUGAGCGCAGGGAGCUACGAGUUCAUCGAUGUAGUCGUCAGGAAGGAUUCGGAUUCGGCGAGGUAUUUCGUCGAUCUGGAUUUCUCGGCCGAGUUCGAGAUCGCGCGGCCAACGGAUUCGUACAGGCGGUUAUUGCGGUGUUUGCCGAGGGUCUUCGUCGGCCAAAUCGACGAUCUGAGGCAGAUUUUGAAGGCUAUGAGCGACGGUGCGAAGAGAUCGCUGAAGAGCGGCGGUCUCCAUCUUCCGCCGUGGAGGAAACACCGUUUCAUGCUGAACAAGUGGCUCGGACCGUACCGGCGCACCACCAACCUCUUUCCGGCGUCGGCGAAACCGAGUUUCUCCACAUAUCGAUGCGCCGUCGGUUUUGACGCCGCCGCUAACGGCGUCCGGCUGCGGUGCCCGUCGACGGCGCGUACACGAUGAAGGGCAAGGGAAUAUAAUAUUACGACGCGAUAAUAUAUUAAUAUUCCCCUGCUUAUUGGUUAAUAAUAAUAAUAAUAUACUCCUACUACUUAGUACUAUUAUAAAAUCAAAUAAUAUGAUUAAAUAUUUUGUCGUUUUUCAUAAUUUAUUAUUAUUAUUGUCUUCCGAGCAUUAUCCUUUCGAGAACGUACGCGGCAAAUGCACGUUGCUACGACGGCGGAAAUCAGGUGCGGUUCACCUGCACCGUAAGGUAUUACUUGCUGCACUCCUCCAUCCAUCCAUCUACAAUCUACAUGCACAACAGGACAUCAACCACUCUUUUUAAA
Molecule: messenger RNA, 1526 nt
Organism: Andrographis paniculata
Lineage: Eukaryota; Viridiplantae; Streptophyta; Magnoliopsida; Lamiales; Acanthaceae
Exons: 1
Coding region: 304-1200 (298 amino acids)
Source: RefSeq, a predicted model, not a curated record